GGGUAUGAAUUCCUCUGCCUCCAUCAUCUUCCUCAUCUUGUCUUUGCUUGCAAAUAUUUCACAACCAACAAGAGCAUGCUUCUCUUCAAUCAUAAGCCUCGGCGGUUCACCGAGUGACACCGGCAAUGAGCUCAUUAAUCUUGAAAGAGAAAUCAGCUACAAGCUUUAUGUGGGGUUUUUACCAAAUGGUGAGACCUUCUUCGGUUAUCCCACUGGUCGCUUUUGCGACGGUCGUAUCGUCAUCGACUUUAUUGCUGAGGAAUUUGGACUGCCAUAUCCACCACCACAUUUGGCCGGUGCUGGACCAGAAAACCAGUAUUUCAAGUAUGGAAUGAAUGUGGCAAUUGCAGGAUCAACACUGGCAGAAACAUCCUUUUUUGAGGAAAGAGGAACGGCUACACCAUUUAGUUAUGCUUUAAGUGCUGAGGUUCAAUGGUUCAAAGAUUUACUCCCUACUUACUGUUCCUCAACUUCAGAUUGUGGUGAGAAGUUGGCUAAUGCUCUGUUCAUUGUUGGUCCAUUUGGAAGGAAUGACUUCCGCACUGAGUAUCUACAUAACACAAGUGAUGAUGAAAUCAAAACUGUUGUAGUUCCUGUUAUGGCUGAGCGUUUUAUUUCUGGACUCAAGGAAUUGGUUGAUAUUGGAGCAAGGACAAUGAUAGUGGCAAAUAGUUAUCCAAUUGGAUGUCUUCCUGCUUCUUUUGUUGAAUCCCCAAGAAAUGAUUUUGAUGAGAAAACAGGAUGCAUGAAUUGGUUAAAUGACAUGACUAGUCUUUUCCACCAGCAACUUGAGGCUAAACUACAAGUUUUCCAAUCUGAGAAUCCCAAUGUUACCAUCUUGUAUGCUGAUUUAUACGGAAUGACCAUUGAUAUGAUUCUCUCACCGAAAAAAUACGGUGUUGAAGGGAAUCCUUUUGUGACAUGUUGUGGAGGUGGAGGACCUUAUAACUACAACUUAGCUGCACGUUGUGGAGACGAAGGGGCAAAGAAGGCUUGUGAUGACCCUACGAAGGCUUUGUUUUGGGAUGGGGUUCAUCUCACUGAAGCUCGUUAUAAAUUCAUAGCUACUGAAUUGGUUAAACAGUUGCUUGCAUUGCCUUCAAUUAAAGAACAGUGCAAAGACAUCAAAAGGAUGAAGGAUGAACCUUUCUUCAUGUGAUGCACUGGUUAUUCUACUUCUUUUUGCUGUUUCUAGUUUUGUUGCCAUUGUUCUAUCUUCAUCUACUUUUUGUACCACUAUUUUGCUCUCUCAAAUAAAUGAAUAAAUUGUUCCUGUAUCUUGUGGCAA
Molecule: messenger RNA, 1288 nt
Organism: Dioscorea cayenensis subsp. rotundata (Guinea yam)
Lineage: Eukaryota; Viridiplantae; Streptophyta; Magnoliopsida; Dioscoreales; Dioscoreaceae
Product: GDSL esterase/lipase At1g28610-like
Exons: 5
Coding region: 5-1159 (384 amino acids)
Molecular function (GO): hydrolase activity, acting on ester bonds
Source: RefSeq, a predicted model, not a curated record